AUGAUAGUUUUACAGUGGAAUAAUCUCACUGGAAAAAUCCCGACAGACCUUGCUAAUAACAAUCUUACUGGAAAAAUUCCACUUUCCCUAGGCAACCUUUCAUCACUCACAAUAUUUUCUUUCCAUGAAAAUAAUUUAGAGGGAAGUAUUCCUAAUCAAAUGAGUCAAAUAAAAAGUCUGAAGAUUUUCACUGCUGGAGGUAACAGGCUUUCAGGUAACGUCUUUCCAUCUCUUUUCAACAUCACAUCUUUGAGUUUUCUGGGAGUUGAUUCUAACCAACUUCGUGGGAAUCUAACUAAUAACAUUUUCUUCUUUCUCCCAAAUCUUCAAACCUUUGCAAUUGGUAUAAACUAUUUAUCUGGCCUAAUCUCAGAUUCAUUGUCCAAUGCAUCUCAACUUCAAGUAUUUGAUUUCUCUAGCAACAAGUUUGUUGGACAAGUUCCCACUGAUCUUGAAAAUCUGAAAAGUCUCUCAUGGUUGAACUUUGAGACAAAUAAUCUUGAAAGUAAUUCAUCAAAUGACUUGGUUUUCUUGACAUCUUUGAUAAAUUGCAGUCAUUUAGAAAUGUUAUCUUUUUCCAUGGAUCAUUUUGGAGGUGUUAUACCAAACUCAAUCACCAAUUUGUCAACUAGGCUCAAUUAUUUGUAUUUGGGAGAAAAUGAAAUCACAGGAACUGUUCCUGUAGGGCUGGAGAAUCUUAUCAACUUAAUUGGAAAGGUACCAAAAAGAGGAGUAUUUGCUAAUGUCAGUGCAUUGUCACUAAUUGGGAAUAACAAGCUUUGCGGUGGUGUCCCAGAACUUGGUUUGCCAAAAUGCCCAACUAGAAUCACGAAGAAAGUGAACUCCCAUACUCUUAUGCUAGCAAUUGCAAUUGCUUGUGGGGUUCCAUCUGUGGUUUUGAUUCUGAUGCUUUUUCUUAUUUGCUGGAUGAAAAAGUUAAGAAGCAACUCUUCUUUUGCAUCCUUAGCAAUGAACCACCUUCUAAAUGUAUCAUACAAAGAUCUUUAUCAGGCAACAAAUGGAUUCUCUUCUUGCAAUUUAAUCGGCUCAGGUUUCUUUAGCUCUGUGUAUAAAGGAUUUCUACCUCAAGUUGAAAGACAAGUAGCUAUUAAGGUACUCAACCUUGAGCAAACGGGUGCUAUUAAGGAGAUUAUUCAUUCAAUGCGGAAUCAUUCAGGGCGGGAUGGAUGGAUGGUACUUAAAAUUGACCUUGAGAAGGCGUAUGAUCAGUUGCGAUGA
This is a messenger RNA of Manihot esculenta (cassava), 1239 nucleotides long. Its product is annotated as putative receptor-like protein kinase At3g47110. Gene Ontology annotation, molecular function: protein binding; ATP binding. The record is from RefSeq and is a predicted model, not a curated record. NCBI's taxonomy places the organism in Eukaryota, Viridiplantae, Streptophyta, Magnoliopsida, Malpighiales, Euphorbiaceae. Bases 1 to 1239 code for a protein of 412 amino acids. The transcript is spliced from 3 exons.